Molecule: messenger RNA, 2010 nt
Organism: Hyla sarda
Lineage: Eukaryota; Metazoa; Chordata; Amphibia; Anura; Hylidae
Gene: SDSL
Product: serine dehydratase like
Exons: 10
Coding region: 346-1323 (325 amino acids)
Biological process (GO): L-serine catabolic process; L-threonine catabolic process
Molecular function (GO): threonine deaminase activity; L-serine ammonia-lyase activity
Source: RefSeq, a predicted model, not a curated record
CAGGUUUACGCUUAAAGAACCAGUGGACUUUUCCUGCUUCUUUUUCUUCCUGGAUGUCAGGAUUUUUUUCCGUUCUUCCAUUUCAUGGACUAAUCAUUAUCUAGUCUAUACGAGAGAUUAUGUAACAAAGCCAUUCCAGUAAACUUGAAGCUCCCUCCCUCCUUAAGCUGGCACACCCUACAGGACCUUGACCGGGGUUAGAAGCAAGAAGUUAAUCCUACAGAUGGUGGCGUAUAGCUAAGCACAAGGCCAUAACAUAACUAAAUGGGAAAAAAGUGAAAGGAUCUGAAGACUUUGAGAAUCCAUUGUAGAUGGUAAUAAGACAAAAUAUUAUUCUCAGAAGUAAUGGAUUCCCGAGAAGUAAUCCCUCUUCACAUUGUUAGCCCACUAAAGGAAAGUUUAGCUCUCUCCAAGCAUGCUGGUACCACGGUCCUGAUGAAACUGGAAAACAUUCAACCCUUGGGGUCCUUCAAGAUACGUGGUAUAGGACACUUCUGUCAGGAGUUGGCAAAGCAAGGAUGUAAGAAAUUUGUCUGCUCUUCAGGUGGUAAUGCUGGAUUAGCAGCAGCCUACGCCUGUAGUAAACUGGGACUGCCAUCCACUAUUGUUGUCCCAGAAUGUACCCCUAUAAAAAUCAUACAUAAACUGAAAGAACUGGGAACAGAUGUGGUGGUAACUGGAAAGGUUUGGGAUGAUGCUGAUGCAUACGCCCAUCGCUUGACUGACGCACCAGGCUCUGUAUAUAUCUCUCCAUUUAAUCACCCUCUGCUUUGGGAAGGUCACUCCAGUCUUAUACUUGAACUAAAAACAUCUCUUGGCAAUCAAAAACCAGGAGCUCUUGUGGUUGCAGUUGGUGGAGGAGGCCUCCUGGCUGGAUUGGUUGAAGGAAUGGUCAAGGUGGGUUGGUCGGAUGUACCCAUUAUUGCCAUGGAGACAUUGGGUGCUCAUUGCUUAAAUGCAGCUCUUCAGGCUGGGAAGUCCGUGUCAUUACCUGACAUUACUAGCAUUGCAAAGUGUCUAGGUGCAAAAACAGUAUGUGACAGAGCACUGGAGUGUGCAAAAAAAUACAAAGUCAUCUCUGUGACGGUGGAUGACAGAGAAGCAUUGCAAGCAGUGGAGAUGUUCUUAGAGGAUGAACUGAUGUUGGUAGAAGCUGCAUGUGGCGCUGCCCUUGCUGCGGUAUAUUCAGGACACAUCCAGCGCUUGCAAAAGGAGGGCAAGUUGGAAAAGUUAGCGGGACCAUUGAUAAUGAUAGUUUGUGGCGGAAGCUCAAUAAGUCUGUCUGAACUGCAAAACUUCAAAUCCCAGCUGGGAAUGGUUUAAUCUACCUGAAUAAAGAGGCGUAGAAGAGUAACACCUGCAGUGAUUCAGCUAACUGAAAAUGCAUGGUCUUUCCACUGGAGGGAGUCUGGAGACUAACAAUUACCAUUCACAUUGAUGAGAACAGAAUCGUUGCAAGAUUACUAUUAACCUUUGACCUCAGUUCUAGCUAUUGAUCAAUACAAAAUUCUUGCAUUUUCUCAAUACCUUCUGGUCUUUUCAUUUUUCUCCUCCCUGACUUGCCAGUUUCGUAGCCCUCCGCUUCUGUCUACUCUCGCCUCUUCUGAUGAAUUUCCUUCUAGCAUGAGUCCUCUUACAGAUUCUCUUUGGGAUCAGACCUCUAUAAAUCAUAACUCUCCAGCCAAUAUCUUAUGUAAAAAGGUACCUCGGGGCUGGGAAAUCCUAUUACCAGAAGCACCAUUAAUUAUUGCAAGUCAGCUUUCCCUCCAGCUGUAAUAUGUUAUCUACAGCCCCUUUAGCCCAGAGAGUGGCCUUUCCCAUUGAAAUGGCUGGAGGGGAUGCAGAAAAUGUUUGGAAAAAAAUCAAUAUAUAAGCCACAAAUAUUCAGUCUGUCUAUCUGUCUGUCUAUCUAUCUAUCGGCUGUAAAUAUUCCAUUAUUAGAACACUUGGAGCUGGUGUGAUAUUAGGUAACCAUAUUUUGAGCAAAAUUAAAAAGAAAUCUAAAAUCAU